AUGUCACAAGCCUUUUCAUUUGUCCUGGAGUGGGAUACAGGUGUGGCCCUGGAGAGUAGGAUACAGGUGUGGUCCUGGGGAGUGGGAUACGGGUGUGGGCCUGGAGAGUGGGAUACGGAUAUCUGUCGUCGGUUUUCCUUACCUUGCACACCUGGCGAUCGCUUGGCGGACCCUUCUACAUGCAGACAGUACUAUGAGUGUGGUCACGAUGGUCUUUACCUCAUGAAGAGGGAAUGUCCACCGACGACAGGGUACGACUACCAAAGAGGGGGUUGCCGGCGAGUGGUUGACUUUCAGUGUGUCUCCCCCGUGAAGUGUCCUACGAAUAUCUGGGGAGAAAGUGAUAAAAGCAAGCAGACUGAUAAUUUUCCGACAGAGCUUGUUAUAGGAGGCACCCUUGGGUCACUGUCUCUGCUCACUAUAUUCCUACUCGUCGUAGCCUGUAUCCGAAAAUGGAGGAUCGAAAAUGAAAGCCGAAGACUCCGCAAGAUGCGCCGAACACUACGGAGCCACCGUUUACCGCCUGUACUGGACAACCCCCAUUUUCUACACAUGGACAAGGUGACGUCUAUUUACCAGAAACUAAAUGAUAAU
This is a messenger RNA of Liolophura sinensis, 594 nucleotides long. RefSeq lists its product as uncharacterized. Lineage: Eukaryota; Metazoa; Mollusca; Polyplacophora; Chitonida; Chitonidae. The annotation marks the transcript as partial. Gene Ontology annotation, molecular function: chitin binding. The record is from RefSeq and is a predicted model, not a curated record. Gene Ontology annotation, cellular component: extracellular region. The transcript is spliced from 4 exons.